CACCUCCCCACCACCGUCUCCAUAGACUCACUCUCGCGGCUCUCCACGGACCGACUCAGCAUUACAGCCCUCCCACACAUCGGGAGCAUCGAGCUGGUCUCAUCCUCAGAUUUCGCGACCCUCUAUGACGCUAUGUACGUGAGUAUGUUUCCACGGGGCGAGGAGCGCGAGCGUUCUGAUUUGAUCGUCGAGCGUUUAGCAGCGCAAGCCGCCGGCUUUAGGGACGGGCUGGCGACGUACCGCGUCGUGGGGAUUCGCGAUGCCAAUGGGGAAGCAAUCGGUGCUGCACAGUUCUCUGUCCUGCCGUUAGACGGCGCCGAGGGAGAAAGCACCGCAUUGUUUGCCGUGCCGUACCUGCAAUACAUCUACAUCAGAUCCCAAAAUCGGCGGCAGGACAUGUCUGAGGCGCUGCACACGAUGGUACUCGCCGUCUCUGCCGCCGAUGCCGCGAUAUCCGGCCGCAGCGUACCAUUCACAUUAUUCGAGACCGAGCCACCAGGGCACGGCAGCGACGAAAUCAGCCGAGCUUACGCGAGCCAGCGCGCCCGGAUCCAUGCGAACGCGGGAGGCGUGGCGUUGGUGCUGAGGAGGAAAUUCGAUGGGAAAAUCCUCAGUGCACACGUCCAGCCUGGUCUGCAAGAGGGAGACUCACCGCUCACCUUGACUUGGGUCAUCCGCCCGUCGCCGAAUCCUGGGCGAGGGUACGACGUGACCAAGAUCGGAAGGGGUCUCAUCGCUGCAUACUAUAGUAGUCUGCGUGAUGAAGGGUUCCCGGAGCAGAAUAUUUGCCUGGCGGAGAAAAUAGUCGAGAAGAGGUACGACGGAGCCGAGUUCCACUUAAUGCCGCUUGAAGACGUCAGAGACCACGUAGAUUGA
Exophiala aquamarina CBS 119918 is the source of this 876-nucleotide messenger RNA. RefSeq lists its product as uncharacterized. The record is from RefSeq and is a predicted model, not a curated record. The coding region runs from base 133 to 876 and encodes 247 amino acids. Lineage: Eukaryota; Fungi; Ascomycota; Eurotiomycetes; Chaetothyriales; Herpotrichiellaceae. The transcript has a single exon.